This is a messenger RNA of Gilbertella persicaria, 1837 nucleotides long. RefSeq lists its product as uncharacterized. Bases 115 to 1695 code for a protein of 526 amino acids. Lineage: Eukaryota; Fungi; Mucoromycota; Mucoromycetes; Mucorales; Choanephoraceae. The transcript has 3 exons. The record is from RefSeq and is a predicted model, not a curated record.
AAAAAAAAAAAAAAUAACUCCCCUUGUUUCUCUUUAUUUUUCCCCUCCCUAUAGACUGUUGUCUCUCCUCUUUUUCUUUCUUUCUUUUCUCUCUCUAUUGAGCGCGUGUACCCUAUGAUAAGAAUACAGCGUCUUGUAGUGUAUAUUCUAUUUCUCGUGUUAUUUGUGCUUGCCACGAUAACUUUAUUGCCUCAUCUCGAACAAGACUCGCCCGCUUUUCAAAACACAGUAACUAAGAAACAAAAGAAACCUGAUCCUAACGAAGAGCGAUAUCUAUCAUGGUUUCCUCACAGUGGCUUCCCUGAGCAACAAGAAGCAUUUAGAAACGCUCUUCGUCUUGCUCUCGAAACAAAGCGUACUAUCAUUGCACCUAUGCUGAGAAUCAAUCACACGUACCCAUGGUUACCAUUUGAAGACUUGGCUAAACGCUAUGAAGCUCAAGACAAGACGACACUGCUUUCAUUAUGUGAAUCCAACCAACAGAACUGGCAAACUGAGUUGGAACAUUGUGAGACAAUCAAUAACUGGAUUGAAAUUCCUUGGUCAAGCAUCAUGGAUCUAGACAUCAUUCAACAAGAAUACGGUAUUCGCAUUAUUGAGCGUACACAAGGACACGGUUGGGGUGUUCAUGAAUCAGCUUUAGGAGGCAACAUUGACCCUGACGAUGUGGCCAUUGUUGAUGUCAUGACAUUUAAAGAAAAUGGUACAGAUUGGGAACACCCAGAUGAAGAAGCACUGCUCAAAAUGAAACAUCAAGACCGCCUCAGUCAAUGGAUUCAAUCGCACCUGAAAAAGACAGAAAAACUGACAGAACCCCUUAAAUUCGUAUUGGAAACCGAGCGAUUACUUGCCAUGGACGCUAAAAUCAUUCAGUUUGGUGCUCUUAGCUCAGCUGCUCGCUAUCCUACCACACCCUCAGAGAUUCAGCAACAAUUACGCAAGGCAAUGAUGAAGACACGAUUUAAUGUGCCUGAUCAUUUAUCUGCAUUGACUGCUCAAGCAGACAAAAUUGUUGAAGCAUUAGGAGGUCGAUUCCAAUACAGUACCUUGAUCUUGAAUCUUUCUAAGCUUGUUGCUCUUGAUGCCCGUGCUGGCACUCUUCAAAAACUCGCUGUGGAUGGUAAUGUACUUUCAAAAGAAGAAGAGGAUAAAUUGGUCGCACAAGGACCUACCAGUAUGGAAGAAUUAAAUGAACGAUCAAGAAAGGAAUUGAUGGAUGCUGUUGUGCUUGAGAUCUUUGGUGAUAUUCCUAUUAACCAAGCAGUCUCGGCUGCUAUGCCAAUCAAACCAACCUCUAAACUAGCCAGUCUUUUAAACUCAGGCCCAUUAUCUAAUUCUAACGAUAGACAUCAAUUGCUAAAGGCCUGUGUGGAUUACCAUAAAAAUGUUGAGCACCGUUACCCUAUCUAUUACCUGAUUAACGACAUGGAACUUGCACCAGAAACACGCCCUGAUAUCUUUGGUCCCCUUUUGGAGAUGUUUCCUUGUAUCUUUUCUAAAUCUGAUAUGCUUCAAUGGGGUAUUCAGACCACCCAUUGGUCUGCAGGUCAACCUGGUCUGACAGAUACGCGUGUUGAUUACGAAAAAUUAUUCCAACCUCUUCUUGAUAUCCUGAUUGCAGGAAAAGGCUACUCAUUUUUCGAAAUCCCAACCACGCCUUUAACGCGUUUCCUGAAUUGGAGUCCUAAACCAUAAAACUUGACUCUAUCCUCACAUCAUGAUGUGAAAAAUCACGAAUGAUAAUAAAGGGUAUGGGUUUGUGAUGUCAUGAUUAGAUCAGAUUAUUGUCAUGUCAAUGCUAUAUAAAACAAUUAUUUCUUGUCCUUUUUUUUUCAUC